Molecule: messenger RNA, 291 nt
Organism: Necator americanus (New World hookworm)
Lineage: Eukaryota; Metazoa; Nematoda; Chromadorea; Rhabditida; Ancylostomatidae
Exons: 3
Coding region: 1-291 (96 amino acids)
Source: RefSeq, a predicted model, not a curated record
AUGGCCGUUCGUCUCGUAUUGUUCCUUGUGAUGAUCGGUUUCGUUCAGAGCAACAUCCACUAUCUUACGUGCGUGUUCUGUGAACUUUCCAUCAAAGGAUUUGACAAGGUGACCAAACCCACCCCCAUCGAAAAAUUGCGAGCAAUGUUCAGUCAGUGCGAUUAUUUGGGCUUAGCGAGAGUGGGAUGCGUCGCAUUCGUCAAGGAAAACGUGAAUCAAAUUCUCUUCUUGGAAAGAAAUGGUGUACCAAGAGCUGAGUUAUGCGUCAAGUUGCUUCAAUGCAGUGCAUGA